This is a messenger RNA of Fusarium redolens, 750 nucleotides long. RefSeq lists its product as uncharacterized. The transcript is spliced from 2 exons. The record is from RefSeq and is a predicted model, not a curated record. The coding region runs from base 1 to 750 and encodes 249 amino acids. NCBI's taxonomy places the organism in Eukaryota, Fungi, Ascomycota, Sordariomycetes, Hypocreales, Nectriaceae.
AUGUUUCCUCCAUCAAAUAAUGCCAGAGGCAGGCCAAUCGUUGCUGACUGGAUGGCGGGUGUCCAGUCACUUCUUCCCCCGGUGGACUUUGAUCACCCCAAUGACAGUGCUGAACCUAAUCGUCACCCGGAUAUUAGUGGUGCGUACCAGAACAAAUCCGUCUAUAACCCCGCGGUCGCAUAUAGCUUCACCUCCAAGACAGAUCAACUAAUUAUCUUAUUUUUAGCCAUCGAUUUCACGUCCGACGACUUCAAUUUCUCGACAGAUUUAACAGAUGAUGUGUUCUCAAACCGACUGCCUCUAUUAUGCGAUGAUACAUUUGAUGAUUUCUUCUCAUUCGAUCACGAUGCGAAUGGCAGUGACAAUUCCUACCCCAUCUCCCCAUUGACGGAGAUGGCCCAAUCAGCCAACACGACCAACAUGCGCGCCGACGACGAUCAACGCAGCAGCCCCCGAUCCAAGCGAGCCAACACCACUACUGCAGGGACACAGCAGAGGGACACACAAGAUCUCAGGUGUUGGGACCACGGGUGUAACGGCCAGUUGUUUACGACGCUGAGCAACCUGAAGCGGCACCAAAAGGAGAAGUCUAGCCAGCGGCCUUCUUAUCCGUGUAAUAUGUGCGGUGCCAUCUUUAGUCGUACUACGGCGAGGAAUCAUCACAUUCAGAAUCAGAGCUGUAACAGGAUUCGACGACAUUCUAAUGGAAGGGUGCGACCGAAUAGAGCGCUGAGGUCGUUGACACAAUAG